AUGUCAGAAUUUGAAAACGAUGUAAUAGAUGGAGAGUCCGAGAGAGAGGAGGGGACGUACGAGCAGGAGAACGAGCGCAUAGAGCCACGUCCAUUAACCCAAGAAAUGAUAGCUCAAGGUUUGUCUCAACUUUCCCGCACAGCCAAUGGCCUAAGUCAUGCAUUUGUCAAGCUUGACCUAAAAGAGAGGCAACUGACAGACAUAGGCCUGAUUAGUUCAUUUGUCCACCUGCGCUACUUGGACAUCUCCUUCAACCACCUGUCAGACCUAUCACCACUGUCCACACUCACCCACCUGCUUUGGAUAAAAGGAGAUGGUAACCAAGUUCAGUCUUUCAAAGAUCAGCCACUGGGCCAAAUGCCCUACCUACAGUGGCUCAGCUUGGCAAUUAACCAUCUCAACAACACUGAGGGUCUCUGUGGCCCUGCCCUGGAGCGGCUUAAUCUCACUGGCAAUGGCAUACAGCGGGUGUCUGGCCUAGACUAUCACAAACUGAGCAAUCUUGUGGUUCUGGAGCUGAGGGGAAACAGAUUAGAAACCACUGACGGCAUUUACCUCCCAAACUUGCAGCGUCUCUAUAUGGCCCAGAACAACAUAAAACACUUAGAGGGCUUGGAAAAACUGGAACGCUUGACCACUCUGCAUCUCAGAGACAACAAGUUAAAGACAUUGGAUGGCCUAAGUUCUAACAUGAAGUCACUGCAGUAUCUCAAUGUCAGGGGUAACUCUGUGUUUUCCCAGCGUGACUUGCGUGGCCUCAUGGCGGUUGCUCAGACACUCCGGGCACUGGUGUUGGCAGAGAACCCAUUGGCAGAGACAGAGAAUUACAGGCUCUCUGUGCUGACCCACCUCCCUCUCCUGGAGAGGCUAGACAAAAAUCCUGUAUCGAGUGAGGAGAGGACAAAAGCUAAGGAAAGAUCCAUGGAAUUUGAAGAUGAGGAUCAACAACAACAAGAAGAUUAUUAA
Messenger RNA from Chanos chanos (milkfish), 966 nucleotides. It is a transcript of the gene lrrc23, whose product is annotated as leucine rich repeat containing 23. The transcript is spliced from 7 exons. The record is from RefSeq and is a predicted model, not a curated record. The coding region runs from base 1 to 966 and encodes 321 amino acids. Gene Ontology annotation, molecular function: protein binding. NCBI's taxonomy places the organism in Eukaryota, Metazoa, Chordata, Actinopteri, Gonorynchiformes, Chanidae.